AUGCAAUGGCUAAUGACGAUGGAGUUAAUCGAGAGCAAGUAUGGCGAACGAAUAAGAAGGGACUGGGAUUGUGGUGGUAGUUGUCGAGUGACAGGUAGAGAUCGAGAUAAUCUGAAGUCUUUUGCUGGUAUGGUAGAAGAUGAUAACAAGCUGAUAGUCGAGACCGAGACCGUGGAGGCGCCCGUGUCGAGCCUGUUGAUUGCCAGCACUGCGGCUGGCAAUCCCGCGAACGCUAGCGGGGGAGGUGGUAGUCGUAUGGCUUAUAAGGAAGUGUCGGAAGUUGGCGUUGCGGUUCCAGGGAUCAAGACAGUUGUCGGCAAUACGGUGGGAUCGAGAAACGAUGCGAGUUCAUCGUUGAAAAAGGUAGACGGAGCUGCGUCUGGGUCGAAUAUCAAUCUUAUCGAUCAUAAUCCGAUGUCGCCGCAUGUGGGACAGGCGUCGCUGCGCAACAAGAAGAGCUCUUUGUUGAUAGACUCGUCGAAUGAUGACAGGCCGAAGGGUGAUGAUGAGGUAAAGGGUAGGAUGGUGGAGGCGGAUUCGAGGAUUGGUGCGGGCGGUGGCACGGGAUUGAGGAAACAUAUGGAUGAGAUCGCUAAUGCGAACCGUGACGAGGCGGAAAGUCACCAGGGGCGGCCGGCUGGGGACGGUGAGCUGGGGGCUUCGCGAGCGUUUCAAUCGUCAAAGGCAAGUUCCGCGGUUCCAACGCCUUUGAUGCUACCGGUGGCUAGUCAUUCCAUCGCGGGUGUUACGGUGCCGCCGACGUCAAUGGUGAGCGCCACGUCGGGCACUCAGGCAAAUAGGGCGGCAGAGUCGAAGCCGUUUAACAAGAUUAUGGAGAGGCCUUCCGUAACCGUUGCGAGCUCGAGGGAGCUGCUUCGGGAUGAAGAGCUGCUGAGGAAGAAGGGCGGUAGUAAUGCCAGAGAAGAUCAGGUUGCCGGGGGGCCGAUCAAGCCAUCGGCAACGCAUGCUGAGGACCAUGACAUCGACUCGCUGCAUAAGCCAACGAAGGCAGAUUUUUUCGCUGCCAGAUUGGCAUCCGCGGUCGGUGAAAAUGAUAUCAGUGAUUCUGAAGAGACCUUCAUAUACGAGUCCGCCGCCAACUCGACAAAGAAUGCCAUAGGAACACUUGCGGUUGAUCAACAAAAUGAUCACAGUCCACAAGCGCAGCAUGGGAUUGCCUCCAAGAUGAGCGUUCCGGUUUUGAGCAGUAAUGCCAAGUUAUUGACGCGGUUGAAAAACACAAGGCAUACUAGUAUGAGUGCUCUUCCAACGGGCAUGGGAACCAAGCAACCGGCUAAUAUCGAAAGCUUCAAUAGCAAAACCGAAGCUCCUCCCCAUGGUGGCUCUAUGGCUCCCCCAACGACCUCGACGCUAAAUGCGGAGCAGGACAGCGUACGAUCUUCAAAUGUACAUCGUGCUGGCAAGCCAGCGGAUGCUCACUCUAUCAGGUCUGUCACAUCGGAAACGUGGUCUCCCGAUAAAAGAUUGAGUCUCACGUCCGUGACAAAAGGAGCCAACGGCCCUGCCAAGCAAGGCCACUCUUCGCGUAAACCGUCGAUAUCGAACUCGACACUGCGACAUGUUUCUUCUUCACAGGCAGGUACUGCGAGGGGCAAAUUCGCAGCCAACAAUGCAUCCAAACCAGAGCCAGAGGGUACUCCGAAUGCAUGCAACAAGAGAAAUCUGCGCACGACAGCUUCAAAGAUCUUCGAUGCGAACGGCGCUCCCCUGAGGCGAUAUUCCGGUGUCCCCGACGACAUCAACCUGGAGGAUUUUAUAGAGCAAUCAAACGGCCACCUAAUGCCCAGUGUCAGUAAUCAAAAGGAAGAGAGGCAGAAGGUUAAUAGUGAGUCCAAUCACCUUACGGACAAAAGAUUCAGCCGAGAUAUGAUGGACCAAGAUCACAGACGCACCAUCCAGGAGGUGGAAGGCGAGGAUAACGGCGACGAAGAUGACAUGCAUUCUAUGUUUUACUAUAACCACCGGGGUGACUUGGAAGCCAGACCACAAAUCUCAGACUAUGAGGAAGACCCAGAAGCGAUGGAGGACGAUCAUCACGAUGACAAGUAUUUUAACGUGACGUUCAACACUGGUCUUGGGAACUCGAACAGCAGACAACCGCGGCUUUUUGAAUCUGGAUUUUCACCAGCGGAUAUCCAUUUCCAGACAAGCCAUUUAGGCAAUGGCCCCAGCAAUGGUCAGGGACAAAAUACGAACAUCAACGAGCAGACACCAUUGAGACACAGAAAACAGUUCUCGAGAGCUCAAUUAAGCUAUUCUCCGCAUAAUUUCUAUACCAGAAAGUCGUCGUGGGCCAAGAUCAAACAUUGCGUAUAUUUCACCUUUGUCGUCAUUUCAUUGCUAACCACAGGUUUCAUCCUAGGGUUCCUGUUGGCCACCAACAAAGAACUGCAAGAUUUCAACAUAGUGCUCAUGGACAAUGUGCUGUCCAGUUCCGAUGAGUUGCUUUUCGAUAUAACCGUCAGCGCUUUCAACCCCGGUUUCUUCGCCAUAGGCGUACAGGACGUGAACCUCGACAUCUUUGCCAAGAGCGCGUACAUCUCCAAGAACAUACAGGGCUCGAGCGAGCUGAAUUCGCCGACAAGGGAGACCAUCCUCUUGGGAACAGUCUACACUUUAGAGACCCCGCUGAAAUUCGAAGGCGGUUUUAUAAGAAGGAACUACGAUGUCUCGGUAUCUACAGUCAAACUCUUCGACCCUGGAUCCAAGCAGGACCUCCCGGAUGGCGACGAACGCGAGAUGACAACCUCUACGGCCGUGAAACGGUCCAAGGACGAUGUCCAAAGGUGGAAACUCCUGAUAAAACAUGAGUACGAGCUCAUAGUAAGGGGAAGCAUGCAGUACAGAGUUCCCUUCUUCAGAAAUAGCAAGUCUGUGGCGGUGCAAAACAGUGUGGAAGUCCGCCCUGGCAAGGACGAUGACGAAGAUGGCGACGAUGAUGAAACCUGA
Torulaspora globosa is the source of this 2970-nucleotide messenger RNA. RefSeq names its product Vac7p (gene VAC7). The record is from RefSeq and is a predicted model, not a curated record. Lineage: Eukaryota; Fungi; Ascomycota; Saccharomycetes; Saccharomycetales; Saccharomycetaceae. Gene Ontology annotation, biological process: positive regulation of phosphatidylinositol biosynthetic process; protein localization to vacuolar membrane; vacuole inheritance. The transcript has a single exon. Bases 1 to 2970 code for a protein of 989 amino acids. Gene Ontology annotation, cellular component: fungal-type vacuole membrane; PAS complex.